Molecule: messenger RNA, 901 nt
Organism: Paramecium sonneborni
Lineage: Eukaryota; Ciliophora; Oligohymenophorea; Peniculida; Parameciidae
Source: the annotation of a GenBank genome assembly
AUGAUAAAGAAAUAACCAAUAAAACAAGCAACUAGGAUGUAAACUCAAGCAAAUGAUUAAUAAGAAAUUGUAACUUAAAGUAAAUUUUGUAAUGAUUAAAGCAAAGUUAGCAAGCAUCUAAAAUACACUUUAAAUUAAAUUGUCGGUAAUGGAACAUUUGGGAUGGUUUAUUGAUAUAAGACAUGAAAUAGCAUCGGCAACAAUCUCUUAAACAAAUGAAAAAGUGGCAAUAAAAAAAGUAUUUUAGGAUUCCUGGUGAAAGUGCAACAGAUUAGCUUGUAAGAAAUCAUUAAAAUAUUGGGCACUCCUACUAUUGAAUAAGUUAAAUAGAUGAAUCCUAUGCAUAAAGAAUUUAAAUUUCCUUAAAUAAGGAAUCACUCUUGGAGCAAAGUAAAUUAAAUUUUUGAAGUUAAUUUAGGUAUUCUAGAAAUUUAAACCUGAUCCUUUAUUUGUUGAUUUGAUAUCAAAAAUAAUGUUGUAUCCUCCACGUGAGAGAUUAAGACCCUUAGAAGCAUUGUCUCAUCCUUUUUUCAAUGAAAUAAGAUAUGAAAAGUUUGGAAUUCCAAAAGUAUAAUUAUGACCAAGGAUUUGGUAAUUUGAUGAAAAUAUUCUCUCGAGUAAAAUUGUGGAAUAGACAUCACUUUUAGUGGUAGUACAUGUUGAACAGUAUUUGUUUCUGGUAAUUUAUGGUGCUCAAAUAUUGGAGAUUCAAGAUCUGUAUAAAAUUUAUCUUAAGUUAGAACAAAGCAUAGACUCUAUAAAUGGAAGAUUUUAAAAUUGAAUAAUGAUCAUAAACCUUAUUUGCCUACAGAAAAAAAAAGAAUUCUUGCAAGUAAAGGAAGAGUACAACCAUUUGUGAAAACGGAUAAAAUAUUGGUCCAGCUAGAGUAUGACUUUUGCA